AUUGGCUUGUAUAUCUAACAGAGCAUGUUGAUUUGCAGGCUAUAUUUCCUCGGAUAUUUGGCCAUGAAGCAUCAGGGAUUGUUGAGAGUGUGGGCAAGGGAGUGACUGAAUUUGUGGAGGGGGACCAUGUGCUUACAGUAUUCACUGGAGAAUGCAAGACAUGCAUUCACUGCACAUCAGGUAAAAGUAACAUGUGCCAAGUUCUGGGUUUGGAAAGAAAAGGUGUAAUGCACAGCGAUCAGAGGACACGCUUCUCGGUUAAAGGGGAACCUGUUUAUCAUUAUUGUGCAGUUUCAAGUUUCAGUGAAUAUACAGUUGUGCACUCUGGAUGUGCUGUCAAAGUCAGUCCACAUGCACCUCUGGAGAAAAUAUGCCUACUCAGUUGUGGAGUAGCUGCAGGUCUUGGUGCAGCUUGGAAUGUUGCUGAUAUAUCUAAAGGAUCAACUGUGGUGAUAUUUGGUCUUGGAACUGUAGGCCUUGCUGUUGCACAAGGUGCCAAACUUAGGGGAGCAUCUCAAAUAAUUGGCGUUGAGACUAAUCCUGAAAAGUACGAAAAAGCAAAGGCUUUUGGAGUAACAGAAUUUUUGAACCCCAAGGAUUGUAAAGAACCAAUUCAGCAGGUUAUUAAGCGCAUAUCUGGUGGAGGGACAGAUUACUCCUUUGAAUGCAUAGGUGAUACUGGAACAGUAGCUACUGCAUUGCAAUCGUGCUGUGAUGGUUGGGGUUUGACAGUUACUCUUGGUGUACCAAAAAUGAAGCCUGAAAUAGCAGCUCACUAUUCAGCAUUCCUUUCGGGAAAAACAUUGAAAGGAUCUCUAUUUGGAGGAUGGAAACCUAAAUCUGAUCUUCCAUCAUUAGUAGAGAAGUACAUGAACAAGGAAAUCCAGAUAGAUGAGUUCAUCACACAUGAUCUGCCAUUUGAGGAUAUCAACAAAGCUUUCAGUCUCAUGAGAGAAGGAAAGUGUCUGAGAUGUGUU
Messenger RNA from Theobroma umbraticum, 977 nucleotides. Its product is annotated as GroES-like zinc-binding dehydrogenase family protein. NCBI's taxonomy places the organism in Eukaryota, Viridiplantae, Streptophyta, Magnoliopsida, Malvales, Malvaceae. The record is from RefSeq and is a predicted model, not a curated record. Gene Ontology annotation, molecular function: zinc ion binding; alcohol dehydrogenase (NAD+) activity; S-(hydroxymethyl)glutathione dehydrogenase [NAD(P)+] activity. Gene Ontology annotation, cellular component: cytosol. Gene Ontology annotation, biological process: formaldehyde catabolic process.